Molecule: messenger RNA, 1833 nt
Organism: Ilex paraguariensis (yerba mate)
Lineage: Eukaryota; Viridiplantae; Streptophyta; Magnoliopsida; Aquifoliales; Aquifoliaceae
Source: the annotation of a GenBank genome assembly
AUGGCGGUUGCCGAAGGAGAGAAAUCAAUCCAAGAUGAGCUUUCACUACCAAUCUUGCUCGCAGACAGAGUCAUAAAAUUGGCCCAAGCAGCCGAGUCAUCGAAACCCGACUGCUGUGACCUCGCCAGAAAAGUUACCCAACUCACCCAUAAGCUCCGAUCAACAGUACGACUCACCACUGCCCCUACCAACCCCGUCUACGAACGCCCAAUUCGCCGAAUAGUCUCCGAAGUCUCCAAGAACCUCGACCGAGCCAUAACCCUAGUCCGAAAAUGCAAGCACAGUGGAGUUCUCCGCCAUGUCUUCGCCAUCACCACAACCGCCGACUUCCGGAAAGUCGGCAAUCUUAUUGACUCCUCCAUCGCUGAUAUCACGUGGCUUCUCUCGAUUUUCGAUUCCGAUGCCGGCCCAAGCCUUUCACUUCCUCCGAUAGCUAGUAAUGAACCAAAUCUCGCUCUUGUUUGGUCUAGCAUAGCCUCAGUCCAAAUGGGUCAGCUCAAAGACCGCAUCGACGCUGCCAACAACCUCGCUUUGAGUUCGCGCAACAACGAUCGGAUCAUGAAAAUGAUAAUCCAAGAAGGGGGAAUUGUACCUUUACUGAAGCUGUUGAAAGAAGGUACGACUCCAGAAGCUCAAAUUGCGGCGACGAGGGCGUUGUACAACUUGGCUACUGAUGAAGAGAGGGUACGAAUAAUCAUCUCCUAUGAGCUUGCUGUGCCGAUAAUUAUCAAGGUCCUGGCCGAUGCUCCUAUGGAAGUUCAGAUAGUUGUGGUGGAUUUGGUGUCGAGAAUGGCGGAAAUGAACUCAGUGGUUCAAGAAGAGUUUGGGAGAGAGAAUGUGACGAGGCCAUUGGUGACUUUUUUGGCGAUGGAUAUAGUUUUGGAUGAGCCUAAGCCUCCUCUUCAGUCAGGUAAGACUAGCUUGCAUUCACUUGUACAGAUAAAAAAGGAAAUGGAAAAGCAUACGGUAGCAGGGAGAGAUAUUAGUAGUUUCCAUUCAAAUUCCUCUGUACAUUCUAAUGGCAAUGGGAGCAGUAGAGGUGGGCAUAGCCAUAGGCAUGAGAGAGAAAACGAGUCACCGGAGGUGAAACUUAAGCUCAAGAUUAGUUGCGCUCGUGCAUUGUGGAAAUUGGCAGAAGGGUGUUUGUUGAAUAGUAGGAAGAUUACAGAGACCAAAGCUUUGCUUUGUUUGGCUAAUCUUAUUGAGAAUGAAAAGGGGGAGUUACAGAUCAAUUGUUUGAUGGCGGUGAUGGAAUUAGCUGCGGUGGCAGAGGCUAACACUGAGCUUAGACGAGUGGCUUUUAAGCCUAGUUCAGCUGCUGCAAAGGCGGUGUUAGAUCAGCUUUUGAGAGUUUUAAAUGAAGAAAGUAGUCCAGCAUUGCUAAGUCCUGCUAUAAAGGCGAUUGGAUCUUUGGCUCGAACCUUUCCUGCGAAGGAGACGCGAAUAAUUGGUCCUCUGGUUGCACAGCUAGGGCAUAGGAAUGCAGAUGUUGCAACUGAAGCGGCUAUUGCCCUUGGGAAGUUUGUGAACCCAGAUAAUUUUAAUUGCUUGGAGCACUCAAAAGCGAUUAUUGAGUUUGAUGGGGUGCCAAAGUUAAUGAAACUGCUGAGGAGCAAUGAUCGGGGUCAAGUGCCUGAGCUUGUAUUGUUAUGUUUUCUUGCAAUACAUGUUGGUAAUAGCAAGGCUCUUGAACAGGCUAGAGCAUUGAAUGUUCUGGAGGGGGCUGCCCGUCAUACACCUGCCCAAAGUCCUGAUUUGAGAGAACUGUUUGCCAAGGCUAUCCACCAUCUCACUCUCUAUCAGGUUGGAGCUCAUCCCCACCACCACCCUUAA